AUGACGAUUCUCGACCUGCAAUCGGAUCUGUGCACGCUCUUUGAGGAGCAAGCGAGGUCCACACCUUCCCUGCCAGCACUCGAAGAUGCCACGUCAACAUGGACCUACGCAUCGCUGGAAGAAGCGACGGGAGUGUUUGGACACACGCUGCAAACGCAGUACAAGGUGGCAAGGGAUGAGCUGGUAGGCAUCUUGAUGGAUCGAGGAGCGCACAAUGUCAUCGCAUCCUUGGCUGCUUUGCGAGCGGGAGGCGCCUUCCUCAGUCUCGAAUUGGCUUAUCCCGACGCGCUGCUGGGGGAUGUGGUGGAGGAUGCCAGACCGCGGGUGAUCCUCACCCAAGCCGCUCACAAGCACAGACUCACAAAGCUCGGCAUCAAUGUCCCCGUCAUUGCUAUCGACCAACUUGCCCCCGACGACGCGUUCAAGGGCUCAGCUAGACCAGCCAAAUCGCCCAAGGUGGGACAAGAGGACGAUCUGGACAGAUUGGCAUUCGUCUCCUACUCUUCCGGCACGACUGGCAAACCCAAAGGCAUUGCCAAUCCUCAUCGAGCAGCAGUCGGCUCUUAUGAUUUGCGCUUUGGCCUUUGCAACCUGCAAAAAGGCGAUCGCGUGGCAGCCAACGUCUUUUUCAUCUGGGAAAUGCUCAGACCGCUGUUCAGAGGGGCUACAUGCGUGGCCGUUCCCGAUGCUGCCUCUUACGACCCCGAGCUUCUGGUCGAUUUCCUCACCGCGCGCAGCAUCACCGACACGCUCUUCACGCCCACUCUGCUUGCCACCGUCUUGGCUCGCUAUCCCGAUCUGGGAGAAAAGCUGCCGACAUUGACGAGCAUCUGGCUCAAUGGAGAAGUUGUGCCUUGGGACUUGUGUCGCAGAACACUGGCCACCCUUCCGCAUGCCCGGUUGCUCAAUGUCUACAGCGCCUGCGAGACGCAUGAAGUGGGCGCUGGAGAUGUCGGGGAGAUGAUGAAGCAGAUGCGAAUCGCUUUCGAAGUGCAAGAGAAUGCUGCCGAUGGGUCUGGCGGCAACAACGGAGUGUGCCCCGUCGGACCUUUGCUGGAUCCCGACAACGCAUACAUCCUUGAUCCGGAUGGCAAACCUGUCGAGCAAGGCGGCAUCGGAGAACUCUGCGUGGGCGGUCCUCUGCUCGCUACCAGAUACCUCAACCUGCCAGACAUGACCAUCAAGGCGUUCGUCCAGAAUCCCUUUGCCAAACCCAACUCGCCAUUCCAACGAAUGUACAGGACGGGAGAUGCGGCUAGACUGGUGCAGCCAGAAAAUGGAGCAGGGGCUCCGCUGCUCGAAGUUACGGGAAGAAUUGGGGGAAUGAUCAAGACGAGGGGUUACACGGUGCAACCUGGAUUGGUAGAGGCUGCCAUUGUGGCCCACAUGCAGGUGAGAGCCUGUGCCGUUGUGGGGCACGGCGAAGGUCUAGAAAAGAGGUUGGUGGCGUACGUCGUCAAGGAUGAUUCCUCCAAGCACGAAGCAUCUCAGGAUGGGCUCAAGCGCACUGCUCUCAACAUCCACGCUGCCGGCUACAGUCCAGAGGCAAGAAGAGCUCUAGCGGGUCAUUUGGCCCACUAUAUGAUCCCUUCCGUCUGGAUCGAGAUGGACGUGCUACCCACCCAUGCAGUCUCUGGCAAGAUUGACCUGCGCGCUUUGCCAAAGCCGCCGCCUACCAGACCUGCUACGCCCACCACGCCCACCAGGCCCGGCACUGGAGAAGGCAGCAAACUUCCGAGCGGAGCGCAGACGCCGUCCGUCAAGGUCACCUCGGAAGCCAUUGCCGAGGCUUGGUCCGCAUCUCUGGGUCUUCCGCUGGAUGCCUGCAACGGCCCUGGACACACCUUUUUCGACUUGGGAGGUCAUUCCCUGAGCUUGGCCGACCUAGCAGGCAGAUUGACCAGACUAUUUGGUUUCUCAGUUCCUGUCGCUCCGCUCGCCGCCAAUCCUUCGAUCGAAGGUCACAUGCAGACCGUGGUAGCUGCGAGGGAUGGACACUUGUCCGCCCUCAAUGCGGAUCUGCCAGCCAUGCUUCGGGCAGACUCGGCGCUGGAUGACGAGGUUCGCCCAACAGGCCCGCAGUUCGCCUCUCUACGCCAGAUCAAGAGCGAUCGGGUCAGGGAUCAUGCAGAACCGCAAAGCAUCUUGCUGACUGGAGCUACUGGCUUUUUGGGAGCUUUCCUCAUUCGCUCCCUCAUCGAACAGAGGCCCAACGCCAAGAUUUUGUGUCUGGUCCGAUUCCCAACGCCGGAAAAUGGCAUGCAAUCGGCCGGAUUGGCGCGCAUCAGGAGCAACCUGAUCGAUCUGGGUCUUUGGCACGACAGCCUUUUGGACCAGAUCGAGGUGCUGCCAGGAAACAUCUCCAAACCCCUCUUUGGCAUGGAUCAGGUCAGUUUCGACAAACUGGCGGAAAGGACGGAUGCGAUCGUGCAUGCGGCUGCUACGGUCAAUUUGGUGUACCCCUAUGCGGCUCUGCGCGAGCCAAACGUGCAAGGCACGCAAGAGAUUCUCAGGCUCGCUUCCCUCGGCGGCGCCAGCGUCAUCCACAUUUCCUCCAACGGAGCUCUGCCGCCCUCUUCGGAAGGUCAAAAGUGGCGAGAAGAUGCGACGCUGGCUUUGGAAAAGGUGCACAGCGAAAUUCCGGACGGAUAUGGUCAGACCAAGUGGGUAGCUGAACAGUUGGCACAUCAGGCACGAGCGAGGGGCUUGCCCGUCACCAUCAUUCGACCUGGAACGCUCUCGGGUUGCUCCAAGAGUGGAGCUUCCAACCAGUGGGAUAUGCUGAAUGCUAUCAUCGUCGAGGCUCUGCGCAUGAAGGUUGCUCCUCUGAUCGAAGGGUGGAAGACGGAAAUGACGCCAGUGGAUUAUGUGGCAGAUGCCAUCGCUGCGAUAGAUGUGGAGUUUGAGAACGUCGAAAGCUCGGACGCCUUGGCUCCCGUCUUGCACCUGUGCAACAGCGAUCCUCCGCUCGCUGCCAGCGUGUUCGAUAUGCUCCAACGCUUGGGCUACUCGACGGAAAAGAGACUAGAGUGGGAAAUGUGGGUCUCAAAGUGGAGAGCUGGAGCGACGCUGUUGGCCGCUAGAUCCAACAACAGCACCAACAAGUUGCCCUUUUGCACCGAGAUCCUUCGAGGAAGUCUACCUACAGUGGACACGCUGCGAUUGGUGCCCAUCUUGGACGAUUCGAAAUCUCGAGGCAUUUUUGAAAAGGCUUUGGGGUAUGAGAAACCCAAGAUAGACGAGGCGCUUUGGCAGACUUAUACGAGACACUUUUACGCUAGGGGUUGGUUGCCCCAUUCGCCUACGCGCUCGUCGACUGGACCGACGGCCUGCACGAUCCCACCUCGGUCAUCGCUCAGCGGAAUCAGCACCCCGUCCACUGGUUACCAGCAUGUCGGAAGAUUGGCUGGCAAAGUGGCGGUGGUGACUGGCGCCUCGUCGGGCAUCGGCGCUGCUGUAGCGCUCGCCCUCGCCAACGAAGGAGCUUCGGUCAGCCUAGCUGCUCGACGCACCUCGGCUUUGCAAGGUGUCAAAGCUAGAGUGGAGAGCGUGGGUGGUAAAGCUGUGAUCUGUCAGACGGACGUGACCUCCAACGAACAGGUCAAGUCGCUAUUCGAGGAGACAAAGGAGCGGUUGGGAGAGGUGGACAUUGUGGUCAGUUGUGCUGGAGUGAUGUACUUCACCAUGAUGCACAAUGUCCAGACGCAGCAGUGGGAUCAGACGGUGGAUGUGAAUUGCAAAGGGUUGCUGCACAUCCUCGGCAACAUUGUCCCAUCCAUGCUCUCGCGCAAAGCGGGUCACAUUGUGGCCAUCUCUAGCGAUGCUGGACGCAAAGUCUUUCCCGGCUUGGGCGUCUACUCUGCAAGCAAAUUCUUCGUGGAAGCGACGCUGCAGAGCUUGAGGUUGGAGACGGUGGGAAGCGGGUUGAAAGUUACCAGCGUUCAACCUGGCAAUGUGGCCACGGAUCUGCUCGGUAUGAGCAGCGAUAAAGAGGCUUUGGAAAAGUAUGGAACGCCAACUGGCGCAAAGGUGCUGGAGCCAAAGGACGUUGCUAAUAGCAUCGUGCACGCCCUCUGUCAACCUGAACACGUUUCUGUCAACGAAAUUCUCGUGGAACCUAGAGACGAGCCCAUCUAA
Ceraceosorus bombacis is the source of this 4137-nucleotide messenger RNA. The record is from the annotation of a GenBank genome assembly. Lineage: Eukaryota; Fungi; Basidiomycota; Exobasidiomycetes; Ceraceosorales; Ceraceosoraceae.